Caenorhabditis briggsae is the source of this 1989-nucleotide messenger RNA. The record is from RefSeq and is a predicted model, not a curated record. The transcript has 2 exons. NCBI's taxonomy places the organism in Eukaryota, Metazoa, Nematoda, Chromadorea, Rhabditida, Rhabditidae. The coding region runs from base 1 to 1989 and encodes 662 amino acids.
AUGAUCAACAAUAAGAAAUGUGGAUACGGGACUUUAUCAAAAAGUAGUUCUAAUACCUGGAGUACAAAUAAUAAAAUUGAGGUAGAUUACCCAAAUAGAUUCACAAGCUUCUUCUCUCCCAAAAGAUUCCACAAAGAAAAUUGUAUAGUUAUUGAAACAAAAGUUUACUCACAUUUCAAUCAAUCUAAGCCAACCAAUAUUCUGGCAGAUAUGAAUAAUUGUAAGUAUCAAGACGGUUUCUGUGAGAUCAAGAAAAAUGAAAUCAUCACUUGGGAUGUCAACAGAGAUCAGAAAUGCCAAUUCAUCUCUAUUGGAAUACUUGAUGGGAUGUACAAUAACAAACUUUGGGUUAACAAUAAGAACCAAAUUGCGUUAAAUUUUGAAACACAGAAGAUUGUGAAUGAUUGUAACAUAGACUUGAUGAUUAGUGAUGAAGGAUUUGCUGUAAGAAAAAUUAAUCGAGCCCCUUCCCAAUAUCCCCCAAAGCAAAUUCCUAUCUCAAUUGAACAGGAAGUUCAAAGACAACAACAACAUGAUAUGAGGAAACGUGAACAAGAAGAACUCAGAAAACGUGAACAAGAUGAAAUCAAAAGACGGGAACAAGAAGAUAUCAGAAAACGGGAUCAAGAAGAUGCUAGAAGACGUGAUCAAGAAAGACAAAAACAGUAUGAAGCAGAUCUGAAAGAUUUUGAAAAAAAGAAACAAGAAAAGCUGAAGAAGGAAGAAGAACUCGAGAAAAAGAAACAGGAGAAAACUAAGAAAGCUCAGGAAGAGGCUGAAAGAAAAGAAAUCGAAGCAUUGAGGAAACAACGGAAAGAUGAAGACUGGACAGUUCAUGAUGAGAAAUCGAAAGGUGUAGACAAAAAAUCCAACAGAACCAAAAGAGAAAUCUUCCAACCAUUACCAUUACCAAAUUAUGAUGAAUAUUUGAAGAUCAAACAAGACUGUGAAAAUUUCCCAAGUUAUGAAGCUUUCAAGAAUAGUCGAGAUGGAUGUGAUUCGCUAACAACCUAUACAGAUUUCAUUCACAAAAUUGCCAACUUUGAGAAAGAACAGCAGUUGAAUUCUUCCACAGAUGAAAAAUGGCAGCCACUACCUUUCCCUGGUUACGAAGAAUUUCUGAGUAUCAAAGAAGAUUGUGACAUUCUCCCAAGUCAUGCCGAGUACAAGACUAUCAGAGAGAGUUGCGAUGCAUUCCCAAUAAUGUGCGAUAUUUUCAACGAGCAAAAUGAAGUUCUUGAAAGUCUCAUCAGAGAAAAUCCAAGAAGAUUUAUUCAAAAACAGCUCAACCAUACAGCCGUUAAAGUAAGAUUUAUCGAUACUGAAGAUUCUAAUGGAAUUGUUCAAGUUACAUUCUGCAAAGAAAUUGAUGAAGAAGAGAUUGACUUUUUAGACAUUACUCGUUUCGAUGGAUACAAAUUAAGUAUUGCUCUCACACUCGGACAAAUCCCAAUCAAGAUUAAAAGUCUUGGAGAUAAAAUUUGGUAUUACAAAAAUGACAAUUUUGGAGGAGUCAUAUCCAGCAAACCACAACUUCACCCAAUGAUUGAUUUUAGAACCAACAUUACCAACAUGAAAAGCUUCAAAGAAUUUGAUUUGAAAUUCCUAGAUGAUAAAGUGAUUUUCCAUGAACACAUUUUGUUAGACUUGAAGACCAACAUUGAAGAAGAACUGAUCGAAGAAAUGCGAGAAAAAUCUGAUGUCUCUAUUCAAGUACAUGCCAGUAACCAAGAUUCUACUUUACCUCACGAAAUAUUAGACGAUGUCGAAGGAUUCUUUGGAAAAUGGUGGCUUAGAAUUUGGAGAGUUGGUGUAACACUCGGAGUUGCUGUAGUUUAUAUAUUUGUGGGUAGAUCAAUUUGGAUGAUACUUUCACCCAAAACCUUUAUUGAUAGGAGAAAUAAUAACAGAAGAAGAAGAGAGUAUGAGGCUGUAGAAUUAAGAGAAAUGGUACACCGCCCAUCUGUUCAAUCUCUCACUGUUGAUUAA